Messenger RNA from Phaethon lepturus (White-tailed tropicbird), 2279 nucleotides. RefSeq names its product protein TANC1-like. Gene Ontology annotation, molecular function: protein binding. The record is from RefSeq and is a predicted model, not a curated record. Lineage: Eukaryota; Metazoa; Chordata; Aves; Phaethontiformes; Phaethontidae. Gene Ontology annotation, cellular component: glutamatergic synapse. Gene Ontology annotation, biological process: regulation of postsynapse organization. The transcript has 8 exons. The annotation marks the transcript as partial.
CCCUGACAGCCGCUGCAGGAAGAGGAAAGCUGGAAGUCUGCGAGUUGCUCCUGGAGCGAGGCGCGGCCGUGACGAGAGCCAACAGGAGGGGGGCGCCCCCGCUGCUCUGCGCCGUGCGGCAGGGGCACUGGCAGAUUGCUAAGCUUCUAGUGGAGCAUGGGUCUGACGUGAACUUAAGCGACAAGCAAGGCCGAACUCCACUUAUGGUGGCUUCUUGUGAAGGACAUUUGAGCACUGUGGAAUUUCUGCUUUCUGAAGGUGCAGCUAUUUCCUCUCUGGACAAAGAAGGACUGACAGCUUUGAGCUGGGCAUGUCUAAAAGGCCACAGGGAAGUGGUUCAGUAUUUGGUUGAGAAAGGCGCAACAACUGAUCAGACAGACAAAAAUGGACGAACACCCCUAGACCUGGCAGCUUUUUAUGGAGAUGCUGAUAUUGUGCAGUAUUUAGUAGAGAAAGGAGCAAUGAUUGAGCAUGUUGACCACAGUGGCAUGCGGCCCCUGGACAGAGCUAUCGGAUGUCGUAAUACGUCGGUAGUGGUUAUGCUGCUGAGAAAAGGAGCUAAACUAGGAAAUGCAGCAUGGGCAAUGGCCACCUCAAAACCCGAUAUUCUCCUUAUUCUGCUGCAGAAACUGAUGGAAGAAGGAAAUAUACUGUACAAAAAAGGUAAGAUGAAGGAAGCAGCGCAGCGCUAUCAGUAUGCCUUGAGGAAGUUUCCGAGGGAAGGAUUUGGAGAAGAAAUGAAAGCAUUCAAUGAGCUGAGAGUUUCAUUAUACCUAAAUUUAUCACGAUGUCGCCGAAAAACAAAUGACUUUGGUAUGGCUGAAGAGUUUGCUACCAAAGCAUUGGAUCUGAAACCCAAAUCUUACGAAGCCUAUUAUGCUAGAGCAAGAGCCAAGAGGAACAGCAGAAAACUACUUGCUGCUCUUGCUGACUUACGUGAAGCCACACAGCUGUGUCCUAGCAAUCAAGAGAUAAAACGUCUCCUGGCUCGAGUAGAAGAGGAGUGCAAACAGUUCCAGAGAACACAGCAACAGAAGCAUCAGUUGCCACAGCUACUCCAGCAAAUUAGCAACUCUGAUAAUGAGGAGGAGGGCAUUAUACAAGGUGUGAAUGAUAACUUUAACCUUCAGGACAGGGAGGAAGUACUGCCACACUCUGAUGAAUCUGUUCCCUCUCCACAAAGGCUGCAACGUUCCUUAGCUGCUUCCUCGUACAGCAGGACCCUACAAGAAAGUGCUCAGCAGAAAGCUAGAUCUGUGUCCCCUCAAAGCAGAACGGGCAAUAAGUAUCUGAGAGAGCCAGGCUUGAUCAUGCAGCCAACAAAGCAGGCACAGAUUGUAAAAACUAAUCAGCACCUGAGCUCUGUCCAGCCUGGAUCAAAAAUGGGAAGCAGUCCAUGUAAUACCAAGACACAAUCAUCUUUUCAGCAACUUCCCCAAAGUCCCUUGCCAGUCCGGCACUCUAAAAUUCAGCAUUUUGAUGGGACAAGCACAUUAUCGUCCGGCAGUGGCUCCACAGGUCCUAGUUCCGAACUGUACAAUGAGAAGUUUACGUCCAGCCAGUGUCCCCAUUCACAGCAUAGUGAGAAUCUCCCUUCUCAUUCUUUUGGAAGUAAGUCUAAAACCGCUGACAGGUUAACAGCCCCUGCUCAAAUGAAUUUCAGUGAAGCAAGGCAGCAAAGCCCUGCAGCCAGUGGUGUCUCUUCUAAUUCUCCAUCCAGCAGUAUGAUUCUUGCUAGCUCAACCAGCAGCUUAACUUCAGCCAGUAGUUUUUCAGAGAGUAUUAAGGGGCUAGGCCCAGAUGUUCGACUCAAGGAGAACAACAUGAAUCAGAUUCAGGGUGCUACUGCUGAACACAGACCUCGCAACACCCCAUUUAUGGGAAUCAUGGAUAAGACUGCAAGGUUCCAGCAGCAAAAUGCUCAAUCCAGUCGCACGUGGCACUCUCAGGCGUCAGAUGGAUUAUCAACAAAUGUUGCUUCUGGGGGCAUUCAGCCCUCAAAUUUUGAGCAGUUCUCAGUCAAACACUACCAAACUAAAAGUUCCUCUACUGGUGCUGCCCCAGGAGAUAGCAACCAGAAUGGCAUGCAAGCUAAAGAACAUGAGGAGCUUACAUGCCAAGUAUCUGCGUGCUGUCAAGACAACAGAGCACCUAAACAAGCUUCACAUUUGUACCCAGAUGCUGUGUCAAAACAGCAGUCUCACAUCGGUAAGGAAGGCCAUCUAAGUCACGUCACGUCCACAAAACCAAAGCGAUCAUGCAUUGAAUCAAAUGUAUGA